Messenger RNA from Miscanthus lutarioriparius, 222 nucleotides. The record is from the annotation of a GenBank genome assembly. Lineage: Eukaryota; Viridiplantae; Streptophyta; Magnoliopsida; Poales; Poaceae.
AUGGUGAUGCUGCUCCUCGCGACGGCGGCCGUGGUGCUUCUGCUGCUCCCGCUGCUGCUCCCUUCUUCCCUGCCGCCACCGCCGUCGCUGCUGCUGGUCGUCCCUGUCGUGCUGCUGCUCUCGCUGCUUUCCCUCGCUUUCCUUCCCACCCGCGACGACGACGAUGCUAUCUACGAAUCACUCCAGAUCCAUGCAGUGAUGGAUGGCCAUGGGCACAUAUGA